CCAAGUUUCACAUCAACAUCAACUGCUACAGGCACAAAACCAAUUCCAUAUCCCUUUGUCACUACCACACUCGGACUCUUUCAUCCAGAUCACAAUGGCCCCCCUCCCCCGCCCCCUUCCCCAAGGCGGCUUCACCUUCUCCAUCUCCCCCUCCGCCACCCACCUCAACCACCCCAUCUCCCACUUCCUCUCCACCCCUCUCCAAUUCCAAGGCAGCGCAAGUACCUCUACACAUAUCCGUCCCCAAGCCAUCGCCGGCGGUGCCCUCGUCUUCUCCCAAUCCGCGCCCGACGCCCUAGACCGCAUCCUCCUCCUCCAACGCGCCCCGCACGACUCGAUGCCUCUGCGCUGGGAAAUCCCCGGCGGCGCCUGCGACCCCGAAGACGAGUCCUUUUUGCAUGGCGUUGCCCGCGAAAUGUGGGAGGAAGCCGGGCUGCUGCCCAAGAGGAUGGUUUGUCAGGUUGGUGGACAGGAAAAGCCGCAGGUGUUUUUGACGAGGAGUGGGAAGGUGGUGAUGAAGAUUAGUGUCGAGGUGGAAACUGAUGAGGGGUUUGAUGCGGAAGAGAAGAUGGAUGGGAACGUGGAUGGCAAGUGGAAGGGCUUACCAAAGGUGGUGAUGGAUCCGAAUGAGCAUGUGAGGUUUGUGUGGGCGACGGAGGAAGAGUGUAAAGCGGAAAGAAUGAUGGUUGAGGGUGAAGGGGGGGAGACGGAAGAGCUCAAGUUGAACUUCACCCACAAAGAGCAGAGGGAGACGAUCUUGGAGGGGUUUGAGAUUAGGAGGAGGAGGGCAUUGGAAGGAAAGGAUGUCGAGGACGCUUGAGCUGGGAAAGGACGUGAGGCAUUGUGGGUCAAUUCACUUAUUCACUCGAGUUGUGAUGACGAGCCAUGGCGGUGAUCAAGCACACCUCGCAAUACCGGACAAUUCACAUCGGUGAAUAUCCCCAAUCAACCUACCACUCAAUGACGAGCC
Messenger RNA from Neurospora hispaniola, 970 nucleotides. RefSeq lists its product as uncharacterized. The record is from RefSeq and is a predicted model, not a curated record. Lineage: Eukaryota; Fungi; Ascomycota; Sordariomycetes; Sordariales; Sordariaceae. The coding region runs from base 95 to 820 and encodes 241 amino acids. The transcript has a single exon.